Tuber aestivum (summer truffle) is the source of this 351-nucleotide messenger RNA. NCBI's taxonomy places the organism in Eukaryota, Fungi, Ascomycota, Pezizomycetes, Pezizales, Tuberaceae. The record is from the annotation of a GenBank genome assembly.
AUGGCUUCCAAGCCCACAGCUGGUAACGAACAACGAGCGGGCGAUAAAGAGGGAUAUCGCGCGAUGGAAACCGAGUGGGCGAACGGGAGAUUGAAAUGGAUAUCAACGACAGAUAUCAACGCCGUAAAGCGAACGGGCGAAAAAGCGAACAGGCGACAAAGCGAACGGGUGACAAAGCGAACAGGCGAACAGGCGACAAAGCCAACGGGCGACGGAAAGCGAAUGGACAACGGAAAGCGAAUGGUGAAUAAACAGGCGAUCGCGCAUGGGUAAUAGUGAACGGGCGAUAGCUAGCAUGCCGAGCAGCAUUUCCAACAGAGACUUGAAGCCAUUCUUGUUGAGGCGGUCUAA